UUGCCGAUAGGCAAUCCCUUGGCGGGGUUAACCCGCCACCGGGAAAUUAUCUCACCUCACGCCAUCGGCGAGGGGUCUCCACAGCGUCGGGAAAAAAAACCCAGCCGCAUUUGGAUUGCCAGAAAUUGUCUCCGCGUUUGGAUUGCUCCAUAUCAUACUGGAUAUCUAGUUGUGCUCGAGGCUGCCUGCUGGCGCCUGACGGAUGCAGAGCCCCGGGAAAAACUAGUGUGACACAUGGCUUCGUCGCUUGGAACCACCAACUCUCCUGCAAAUCGUUCAAGAUCACUCAGCAGGAAAAGCUCGACCAAUGCGUGGCUAGGGUUUAUUUUCUAACCAUGUGGGGGGUCCUUAACUAACGCGUUGGUAGAUGACUGCAGGUGUGCUGGACAUUGCCAUGCCUUCUCGCGUGUAUUUUGCACCCCAUGUGUUCCCACCAUGGCGUCCAAAUCUGUUAGGGCAUUAUUCUGAUGCGACGAGAUCCAUUAUGUUUGGUUGUUGUUUCUCCAGCUUCCUGGGCUUCGAACCCCCACAUGUUCAUGUUCAAAGAUUCUGGAAUCCUGUAGAGUUUGGGGGCAUUUUUAGAGUAGCUAAUAUUCCCUGCGUAAAUUGGUUCACAAAUGUUACUCAGCCAGGGUUGGUACAUGUGAAGAAUGCACCCAAGAAGUUGAUUGAUCUUGGGGUCGAGUUUGCGCCCAUGGAGUAGAUCAUUAAAGAUUUGGUUUCAUCACUAAAAGAGACAGGUUUUCUUAUGUUUCAGUGUUUUCUGAAUGAAGAUUUGCCUUACGUAGUGGGCAAAUGUAAACAAUAUUUGAUGUUUUAAGGUUUGUAUAUGAACUUGGAUUUCCUUAAAUCUUAGAACUAUUUGACAUGUUUAAGUUUGACUCCAUGGAUGAAAAAAUACGUCGUUGGAUUUAUUUAAAUUUUAGAUCCAUUGCCGCCUUGUUCCCCAGGAUGGAGUACAUUGUAUUGUAUUGCUCUAAAAUUUGUGACAAUUUCCAUACAUAUGCAGUUACAAGA
Cryptomeria japonica (Japanese cedar) is the source of this 1017-nucleotide messenger RNA. RefSeq lists its product as uncharacterized. NCBI's taxonomy places the organism in Eukaryota, Viridiplantae, Streptophyta, Pinopsida, Cupressales, Cupressaceae. The record is from RefSeq and is a predicted model, not a curated record. The transcript has 3 exons. The coding region runs from base 368 to 703 and encodes 111 amino acids.